UGUACCCAUGCCCAGUAUAUACUGUGCCAUCAGCCGUUGCACGCAGCUGCUCGAUGCGAGACAAGAUCUGCAGUCAUUGAUUACAAUUGUAGCUCUCGCUGGUUCUCGGAUAUCGCCACCUCCAUACCUGCACGGGUUGUAAUGCUCCACCUCCGACGGUCGUGAAAUAUUAUUUUUUUUUGUCCUAUUGGCUAUUGUCCACCGUGACGUCCGAAGUAAUUCAGUUCACCCCUGGUGAGUAGCUACUAGUAUUACUAUUACUAUUAGUAACGAUGCUGACAAAAGUAUCAGGAGUUGAACACUGAGCAGAUAAAUCAACGACUGGACAGCAUCUCUCCAGCACUGAAGACGGACACAGGAGGUGGUGGAGAUCAGUCUUGCUGAAGAGAAUACACCAACACAGCAUGUUUGCUUCAAAGUUACAUGGCAAUCUCAAGAGUGUCGGUUACUUUGUUCAGCAUGGCUAUGGUGUGAGCACAGUAGCCUCGUCAAAACUCAAUGUUACUGGCAAGUUGAUAUCCACUCCGGCAUCACCACACUCCAUUCCAGGUGUGAGGUAUCAGUCAAUUCGGCCUGGCUAUCAUGGCACUACUGUACGAGAUGCCUAUAACGCAAUUAGAUCAAUCUUCUAUAGAAUUCACAAGACACGCACAUUUCAAGCUAUUGAUUUGAUAUCUCAAUGUGCUCUUAUUCAACGGCAUGUAACUGAACUGCAGAGUCUAACCAAGGUUAUGAGUAUCCUACAGGCUUGUGCUCUGGUCACGGAGGAGAACACUGACGUGACCAAGUUGGCAGUAUCUGCACUGCAUCAACUAGCCAGUCUACCCACUGAUAUCUGGCGAGAUUACAAGAAUCAAGAGCACCUGAGAUGGGUACUGCAUUGGGCAGCAAAGUGUCGCUGUACAAGUCCAGAUUUCAGGAAGUUACUUCAGCAGCAGCUUGAUGUCCUGUGCCUUGAUCAAUGCAGAUGUGUUGACCAUUGUGCCCAUGCACUGUUCAUAUUGAAUUCACCAGACCGUUGCCUGGCGCGAAACUUGAUGAAUCGCUAUGUUACCAUCCAGAGUACAGGUGAUCCCAAGUAUCGUCAUACUGAAGUACUCUCACUACUUCUCUACUGUACACUGUGUGGUGUAGAGUGCAGUGCCUUGCUGAAGCUGAUCAGUGUUGAUCAACUGAUACAGAAAUGCGAUGGCACACACCUGCAACUGCUACUUUUGCACAACACUCUCCCUGUUACUGCUAAUCAACGACAACAGAUAAUGGACAAGUGUUCAGUGAGGUUCCAGGAUAAUGUGAAAAGUCAGCAAUCAGGUCGAAUGUAUGACAUGCUGUCAUACUUCAUUGGUCCAAAGUAUACCACUGGCUUAUCUUCGGUUGAUGGUGUGGAAAUUCAGGCAUUGUGCAUAUACAACCAAGACCAUGAACCAGUGGAGACUGACGCGUAUCCAGCUAAUGUAUACAAUGGUGUAUCAGUAGAUAUGACUGCAGCUACACGUCAUGGUUUCAGUGUUGUGGCCUGCCGGGGUGUGAACGAUACUCUACUACUACGUCAUCCAGGUCAUGUUCCCAAUGGUUAUCUUGUUCUUGAAGCAUCGGCACUGAAGUGGCAAGGAUGCUACUGUAUUCCGAUGAUCCUUGAACACGGGGCAGCAAAGACCCAGAAAAGUAGCCGAUUUGUUCCUGAUCUUAUGAUCAAUUAUCCCGAUCACAUUCCAGUAUUCAAACAUCUACUGGCACCCAAGCAGUGAUGGUCACUGGCAGUCACAUCUUACAGCGUACUUUGACACCGUCCUUUGUUUUGGAAGAGACUCCGAGCUUGCUAGGUGGAUGUCGUAUCAUUACCAAGCACACCAAUGCACAGGACCAGUUGAUCUUGAACUUGAGCGGGGGAAGCAAGUAUUCUAUCUAGUCCUGCACACUACUGUACAGUCUUUCUCUGCUCUGAAUUGAUGUCUGCGCUUAUUGGAAUUUGGAACGGCCAAGGCAGUGCCAAACAAUUUUUACACAUGCAUGUAAUUCUUGAUGCAAGACAAUUUUGUUACACUUCAUCUUGCCCGGAAUUGCUCUCACCGAUGACUUUCACGGUCGGUCAUUCUGGUGUAUUGUAGAUGAUGUGACUUUUGACUGAAGCUACAGGUGGUACUUGCACCAAGUGAAGCUUUGCCUCAGUGCCCUGCAAAGCAGAGUCAAAUAGAAUAACUACUGACUAUUGUAUUUCUCAACGUAGCCGCUUACGACCUCGUCACAGUUUCUGUUCUUCUCAUAUGUACAUUGCUUGCUGACUGCCGCAUCUGUUGUAAUCCCAAACAUGUGUGCUGUCUCCUGGCUCAUUUUGAAACAUGGUUAACGUCAGUAUUGUUAUAAUGUAUGCUGAUAAUACUACAAAUCAUUGUUUUCAACUUUUUACGUUACU
This is a messenger RNA of Sycon ciliatum, 2413 nucleotides long. RefSeq lists its product as uncharacterized. The record is from RefSeq and is a predicted model, not a curated record. The coding region runs from base 405 to 1748 and encodes 447 amino acids. The transcript is spliced from 5 exons. NCBI's taxonomy places the organism in Eukaryota, Metazoa, Porifera, Calcarea, Leucosolenida, Sycettidae.